AUGAAACGCAAGGUGCAGUUGCAAGUGGCCGAUGCUGCCGACACGGGACUUGCGUCGGAUUCGGUCGAUAUCGUGCAAAUCCUCUUUGUCUUGCACGAAUUGCCCCUGGAUGUAGCGGUCCAAGUGAUGGCCGAAGCCCAUCGCAUUCUCAAACCCAAUGGAGGUCAGUUGUGGAUGGGAGAAAUGGACUUUUCGGCACCGGCAUAUGCCGCCCAACGCAACAAUCCACUCUUGUUUUCCCUGUUAAGGGCCACAGAGCCGCAUUUGGAUGAAUAUGCCGAUGGAUUUGCCACCACAAUUCAACCCGCCCUCCACGGGCUCUUUGACAAGGUGGUGUGGACGGCCGCCACGGGACGACACUAUACCGUGGUGGCUACCAAGAAUACCAAUAAUAACCAAAAGGCAGUGAUCGAAGAUUAUCGGUUCUUGCCCAAUGGGGACUAUGCGAUUGCCGAUACUCAUUUGCAACUGUGGGAGAGCGAAACGACGACAGAAGAAUGA
Molecule: messenger RNA, 501 nt
Organism: Seminavis robusta
Lineage: Eukaryota; Bacillariophyta; Bacillariophyceae; Naviculales; Naviculaceae
Source: the annotation of a GenBank genome assembly